Molecule: messenger RNA, 1969 nt
Organism: Aspergillus alliaceus
Lineage: Eukaryota; Fungi; Ascomycota; Eurotiomycetes; Eurotiales; Aspergillaceae
Exons: 2
Coding region: 304-1596 (430 amino acids)
Source: RefSeq, a predicted model, not a curated record
GUUCUUACAUCCUUUUUUUCACUCCUUUUUUGGUGUGAGAACAGGUUCAACUCUUAUUUAAGCUCCGCUGGUGUGUCAUUCCGUUCUAUUUCGGGCUUCCUCCAAAUCUGCGUCCUUCUCUCGUCCCAUUCCUCCCUCCUGCGGCUCUUAUCUGAUCGACUGUCUUGUCGUAUUGGCCAGUACUGCUCGACCGCAGCCACUGUGUUGAUCUUGAGCGACUCGGACAAUAUAUUAGCCUAGGUCUCUUAUUGUACCUCUCCAGUGGUUUUGUCUUUCUCGGGUCUAUACCUCUACAAGGCUAGAAUGGCCACAGCUGAGGGCCCCGCAAGGGCGCAUGAUCGCAAUGGACGCCGCCGCCCAUUUUCUAGCUGGAUGAAACGACUCGCCAACCUCAAAAGCUCUGCCGACUCAGGGAGCACUCGUUGGUCUAACAAACGCCAUGCUCUACCCAAACACAAACGGAGCCUGAAGAACAAUCCCUACCCGCUUUCCGGCGCAGUCGAAAUACAUGAAUACAAUAGUGACAACAGCCGGUCCGAUCUAAGUGAUAGUAAUGGACAAAGAUCCUGUUCACAGAGCGAGCCCUCCCUAGCAUAUUCCGGGUGCGACAUCCAAGUGCCGGCUACGAGUGCCAAGUCUACCGCUCCGACCAUCUCCACCAACGGUGAUACAGUAAUCUCAGAGGCCGCAUAUUCCAAAACAGGAACGAUGGCAACCGCGGGCGGUGGAAUUAGUUCAAACGGGGGUGGUGAAGGGAGCACCUUCUCCUCCCCAGCACCAUCGGUACGGUCGCUCACCACUACGUUGACAACCGUGCAGUCGGCGGCGCCUUCCGGUCAUCUCUAUAACGCACAGAACGCGCAUCACGGUAUACACCAUACGAACUCGAUGCAUAGCACUACGACACAACAGGUGCAGUUUUCACACCAAUUUCCUCCUUCUCCGGCCACUGCAGUGCCGCCCCACCUUGUCCCUCACAGCCACUCCAUUACUUACAAUACUGCGACCGCAAAUAACCUUUUAACCGACAACGCCUCUAUUCUGACUCUGGCCUCCUCUUCUAAGAGACGUCGACGUAACUCGUUAGAUACCAAUGCCUCAAUACGCGCCCUCGCCCCAUCGAGCGUUUUCGGUGGUAGCCGGGAAAGUCUGCCGUUAAGUGUAUUGAGCGGAAACGUUGGAGAGCCGUCGAAUACAUCCACAUUCAAUGCAACCGGAGUUCUGAACCGACCGAGUAUCGUUGGCCUAGCUAGCGCCGAGCGGAUCAGCAUCUACUCCGCCUCUGGCGCAACAGCUCUAGGUGGAGGCGGUGAGCGCGGGAGCCUGUAUGCGAACAAGCAAAGUCCAGGCGUUGACGGUGCUAGUGUGACGAGUGCAGGCCAGACACACAGUCGGCAUGACAGUAACGCGGCGAGCAUCUCCGGUAUUGGCGGAACAUUGACCAAUCCUAUGUCCACUGGGCGUAUCAGCCAUCGAGGUUCAGGAUGGGGAGAAAUCACGGGCGAUGAGAGUGACGAGGAUAAGCUGAGAGACGAAAAACAAGAUGAAGAGCUAGAGACCAAGCCUGAAGCAUCGAUUGAGGCGAAAAAGGACUAGGUCAUGACUGAUGGUUGUUCCCGGUUGUGCAAUUGGGACGAUCUGAGACGAUGUUACGCCGAUACUCAAGGGACUGAACUUCCAUGUAUAAUUUCCUUUCACAUGAUGAUUAAUGCAGAGGGUCAGGUAGAGAACCAUUCAUGAGGGAGUUGGUCUGGAGUUUGAAUCUUUUCUUUUAUUUUCUUUUAUUUAUUUUUUUUUCUUGUUUUUGUUUUAUGAUAAUUCUCCGGAUGGUGACAGGGUAUUUGGAUGGGCUGGUGAUGGGUUUGAUAUCCCCUGCAACUUUGUUUAUUUUUAUUUUUAUUUUUUUUAAGUCCGGUACAAUGUUGGCUCCGUAACGCAAUGGAGCUACAAAUGCAACCUUGGAACAGAA